CCUUCUGUAUUUCUCCUCCCUCACAUUAUAAACUGCCAUUUCUCUUUCCCCCUUCAUCUCUUCCUCUCCCUUUCUCUGUAGCUAUUAGUAAAUGGCACAAAAUAACGAGAUUGUCAAGUCGGGCUACUUAACAAAGAGCCCACCACUCGAUGCACCGUCCAUCUCUCAAUGGAGGCGCCGCUGGUUCGUACUCCGUGACUCCAUAAGGUCCUACCCAUUGGCUGAGCGAUACGUUAGACUGGAGUAUUAUCAGAACGAGAGUGAAGCAAGGAAGCUCUCUGAUCCAAAAGGGAUUGUGAACCUGACUGAAUGCUAUCGUGUCUCUGGCUCUGUAGCUGUCAAAGGUCACAAAUACGUAUUUGACGUUUGCACUAAAGACAGGAAGUAUCAUCUUGCAGCCGACACUCCGUCAGAGAAGCACAUGUGGAUACAGACGCUGAAUGAAGUGUUAUUUUCCACAAGUGUCGUCCCUUCACAAGUAACUGAAAUAACAAAGACCCAGGAUUUAGAAGAUGCAGAGUUUCAGAUUCAAAGAAGAAAGUCACAGUCAAAGGCAGCUCUGAAGCAGAUUUCAUUAGAGAAUGUAGCUGUGGAUGUUACUCAAAGGCCACUCAGUUGUUUUGAGCAAUCUAGAGUUCCUGCGCAACCACGAAACAAAAGACCUCUACCUCCAACUCCUGAUCAAGAAAUUUCACCCCUUCCUAUUGCAAUGACAAACACAACAACGCGCCCACCUGGCUCUCCGAUACCCAAACCAAGAACGAAACUUGAUACGUCAAGAUCUCCAAUCAGUUCACCUCAGCAGAAUGGCGGCUUAUAUUCCUCGCCAGAUCUAAGCCUAAGAGGGAUGGGGGGAGGUACGUGUAAAGGAGGGGAUAUGGGCGGCGUGGUCCCGUCUGCUAUUGCUAGCGAUUAUGAAGUACCUGUCCAGUCUUCGUAUCAGAAACCAAUGGGUCAUGGAAGGAAUUCCGCUCCUUCUCUACCGAUAAAAGCCGAGGAAACUCCUCCCCCUCCUCCGCCUCGGAGAAAAGGUGGUUCUCAAGGAGUACCAGAUUCAUCCAUGAUAUCAGUGUCGGAGAAAUUGAUCACUGAGCCACCAGCUGAAGACUAUGAUGUAAUUCAGCCAGCUGAAGACUAUGACGUAAUUCGCUACUCACCUGAUAAUAUAGAUGAUGAUGAUGAAGAAGAAGGAGCUUAUGGCCACUUGAUGAAAAUAGGCCCGAUUUAUGAGCCACAUGGAGACACAAGUGAAAUACCUUUAUCCGUCCACACGUCUCUGCCUUGUUCCUUCACUCCUAAUCCACCAGUACCUCCUCUUCCUUACGCUGUUGAUACAAAGACUAAAAGAACAUAUUAUGAGAACACUGGUUUUGUUCCUGUAAGAGAAGAGACUUACACUAAACUAUCGCACUUCAACUAAACCCAGCCUCCUUCUCCAGAGUAUCAGUUUUGUUGUAAUAAUCACUCCAUCAUUCAUUUCAUACAUUCGUUGAAAUUUUUUAACCAUACUGGCAUAAAAACAUUCUCUCUCUCUCUUUCUCCUUUACUCCAUCAGAUUUUUAAACAUAAUUAGUAAUAAUCAUUUCUUGUUUUUUUUAGAUAUUUAUGUGCUUUUAAUGCACAAUAUUUCUCUCCACUAUUGGUGUUUUAAGUAUCAUCAUCAUUGUUGUUGUUAUUAUAAUUUUAAGGCAAUUGCCUCAAGGCCAGGAGAGUAUAAAACAAAGAGA
Amphimedon queenslandica is the source of this 1727-nucleotide messenger RNA. Its product is annotated as son of sevenless homolog 1-like. Bases 92 to 1420 code for a protein of 442 amino acids. Gene Ontology annotation, molecular function: signaling adaptor activity. Gene Ontology annotation, cellular component: cytoplasm. The transcript has 12 exons. The record is from RefSeq and is a predicted model, not a curated record. NCBI's taxonomy places the organism in Eukaryota, Metazoa, Porifera, Demospongiae, Haplosclerida, Niphatidae. Gene Ontology annotation, biological process: signal transduction.